AUGGCCUCAGAGUCAGGAAAUGAGUUGAGAUCGAAGAAAUUGCUUGCGAGAUUUGUGUCUAACAUGGCAGGGUCUGGAGGUGAGUGCUCAGAUUCAAAGGGAGCUGAUGAAUCCGAUGCAAAGAAGAAAGAAAAAGAAGAAUCAAGCGAUGCUGGGAAGAUGACUCUCAUAGAGGUAUUCAUGAAGGAUGCUAAAGCUCUGGGACUGAUUCAAGGAGCAGUUUUCGAUGGGAUCUUUCCUCGGAUCUCUCACGAAGAUACCUCUAAAGGAGCUUGGGAUAUAUUGAUGCAAGAAUUCCAUGCUGAUAAACAGAUAAGCCCACUGGAAAUCAAAGUACUAAGGAUCAAAAGAAUUGGAAGGCAAAAGGGCAAGCCAAAGUGCUACAACUAUGACAAGUUUGGUCAUCUUGCAAGGGACUACUAUAGUAAGAAACCAGAGAAAUCAAAGAAACCAGUGCAACGGCUCAAGUAUGCCACUCAGGAUGUACGGUAUAUAGAUAGUGGAUGUAGCAAUUAUAUGACAGGUAAGGAGGAUCUACUUGUUGAUAUUGACAAGAAUGUGACUGCUAAGGUUGAAAUGGGUACUGGACAACUUGUUGAAGUGACUAGUAAAGAAAAUCUAGUGGUUGAAACCAAAAUAGGCAAGCGAUACAUUAAGGAGGUUAUUCUGGUGCCUGGACUGAAAAAAAAACUUACUUAG
Messenger RNA from Prunus armeniaca (apricot), 699 nucleotides. The record is from the annotation of a GenBank genome assembly. NCBI's taxonomy places the organism in Eukaryota, Viridiplantae, Streptophyta, Magnoliopsida, Rosales, Rosaceae.